Molecule: messenger RNA, 2815 nt
Organism: Solanum stenotomum
Lineage: Eukaryota; Viridiplantae; Streptophyta; Magnoliopsida; Solanales; Solanaceae
Product: G-type lectin S-receptor-like serine/threonine-protein kinase At4g27290
Exons: 7
Coding region: 182-2662 (826 amino acids)
Biological process (GO): recognition of pollen; protein phosphorylation
Molecular function (GO): protein serine/threonine kinase activity; ATP binding
Source: RefSeq, a predicted model, not a curated record
CUCAAAACCAAAGAAUACGAUGAGUAUUAAUCAAACCAGCCAAGCUAAGGUGUGUUCAAAUAGGACUCAGGUCAAGUGUCAUCAAUAUGCUGCAUGAACUGGUCAUAAGAGUCGGAAGGCAGACUUGCUAAGCACUUCGACAUAGAGGAAAGACAACACAACGUCUAUUGGAUCGCGAAGCAUGAAGGAAUUGCUAAGGGAGAGUUUUCACUUAUUCUUGCUCAUGUAUUUGUAUUUUGUUCAACGCAGCAUUGGCGCUACAGAUACCAUAAGUACAACCCACUUUCUGAAAGAUGGUGAUGCCAAUAUUACUUCACCUGAUGGAACCUUUGAAAUGGGGUUUUUCAGUUCAGGUAGUUCCAAAAAUCGCUACGUGGGUAUGUGGUACAAAAGCUUAUCUGUUAGGACAGUGGUGUGGGUUGCCAACAGAGAAGCUCCCUUGACCAGUGGGUCAGGUAUCCUUAAGGUUAUUGAGCCAGGACGUCUCGUCCUUCUCAAUGACACUAACAAUGUUGUAUGGUCAACUAAUACCUCUACAUCUGUGCAGAAUCCCAUUGCACAGUUGCUGGAUUCUGGGAAUCUUGUUGUGAAACAAGCUGGUGAUGAUAAUUUCCUUUGGCAGAGUUUUGAUCACCCAACUGAUACACUAUUACCAGGCAUGAAGCUUGGUUGGAACUUUUUAACUGACAGAGAGGUGUACUUGUCAUCGUGGAAGACCCAAGAGGAUCCAGCUCCAGGUGAUUAUACAUAUCACUGUGAUCCUUCUGGAUAUCCACAGAACAUCCUGAAGAAGGGGUCAAAUGUUGUCUAUCGAUCAGGACCGUGGAAUGGUCUUCAUUUUAGUGGAACAAGAAACCCAAGAGGCAGUCAUUUAUACAAAUAUGAGAUAAUCUCAAGUAAGACACAGGUUUAUUUUGGAUAUAAGCUCAUAUCUUCAGUUAUCACAAGGUUGAUACUAAAUCAGAAUGGUGCCCUAAAACUUUGGACUUGGGGUGAUCAUGUAUCUGAUUGGAUCCCUCAACUCUCAAUACCCGCAGAUAACUGUGAUGCUUACAAACUGUGUGGCGCAUACGGGACUUGCAACAGUCAAGAUUUUACUGUAUGCAGAUGCUUAGACAGAUUUGUGCCCAACAAUAGUGAAGCUUGGAAGAAGAGAAACUGGUCAGGUGGCUGUGUUCGGAAAACAGAACUAAAUUGCCUUCAAGGACAUAGAUUUUUGAAGUAUUCGCAUAUCAAAUUGCCAGACACACGGAAUUCCUGGUCCGAUGUGACUAUGACACUUGAAGAAUGCAAGAAUACCUGCUCUAAAAAUUGCUCUUGUAUGGCUUACGCAAAUCCUGACAUACGCAAUGGAGGAAGUGGAUGCUUGUUGUGGUUCGAGGAUCUGCUUGACAUUAAGGUGGUUUCCGAUGAAGGUCAAGAUAUCUACAUAAGAAUGGCUGCUUCUGAACCAGAUAGUCUGGAGAAAUCAGAUGGAAAGAAAAGAAAAGUACUUUUCUGGAUUCUGCCAUUAUCAGUUGGUCUGAUUCUGGUAAUUCUUAGCAUGUUGAUCUUCCAUAGAAGAAGGAAGAAGGCUUUACAGCUCAAAAGGAAAGGUAGGUCGGGACGCAAUGGCAACUACAAGAUGGAUCAUAGUGGUAAUUGUGAGGAAGAAUUUGAGAUACCAAUGUUUGACUUAUCUACCAUAAUGAAGGCUACCAAUAACUUUUCAAUAGACAGAAAGAUUGGAGAGGGGGGCUUUGGACCGGUUUACAAGGGCAUACUUGAAGGACGGGAAAUAGCUGUCAAACGGUUGUCCAGAACUUCCAAACAAGGAGAAGGUGAGUUCAAGAAUGAAGUUUUAUAUGUUGCAAGACUUCAGCACAGGAAUCUGGUGAAGAUUCUUGGUUGCUGCAGUGACGGGGAAGAAAAGAUGUUGAUCUAUGAGUACUUGCCGAACGGGAGUCUUGAUUCAUUUAUAUUUGAUGACACACAAAGCAAGGCAUUAGACUGGCCUAAGCGAUUUCACAUUAUCAAUGGUAUAGCUCGGGGACUUAUGUAUCUGCAUCAAGAUUCUCAAUUGAGAAUAAUUCACAGAGACCUGAAAGCUAAUAACAUUCUGCUAGACAAGGACAUGAAUCCAAAGAUAUCAGACUUCGGCUUGGCAAAAAUAUGUGAAGAGGAUGACAUUGGAGCCAUGACAAACCGAGUAGUUGGAACAUAUGGGUACCUCUCACCGGAAUAUGCUUUGUACGGGAAAUACUCAGUAAAAUCAGAUGUAUUUAGCUUUGGUAUUUUAGUAUUGGAAAUUGUAAGUGGAAAAAGCAACAGAAAAUCCUGUCAUCCAGACUAUAGCUUUAAUCUACUUGGCCAUGCAUGGAAUCUCUAUAAAGAAGGCAGGUCAACAGAACUACUUGAUGAAUGUCUAGGUGAUUCUUGUUCAACAUAUGAAGUGGUACGAUCAAUCGGUGUUGGUCUAUUAUGUGUCCAGCAAUGUCCUGAAGAUCGUCCAAAUAUGUCUUCUGUGGUUCUGAUGUUAAACAAUGAAGGUGUGUUGCCGUUGGCUAAACAGCCAGGUUUUUACAUAGAAGGAAAUGCACCUAGUAGUGGUGCAUUUUCUUCUAGCCAAUAUGCAGAGAGUACAGUGACUGAGACCCCUAUCACAAUACUAACUGCCCGAUAGAAGAUAUUGUUUUACUGUUCGUUACAAUCUUGCAGUUGUAAUAAUCUUUUCUUUAAGUCUUUGAAGCAACGUGGUGAAAAAAUAUUGUUCAUGAUUCUGCUUUUUUGGUGUAUCAACUAUGGAAGAUCUUCUUCAUGAAGAAGAGAUAGUCCA